This is a messenger RNA of Nylanderia fulva, 1346 nucleotides long. NCBI's taxonomy places the organism in Eukaryota, Metazoa, Arthropoda, Insecta, Hymenoptera, Formicidae. The record is from RefSeq and is a predicted model, not a curated record.
CUAUAUCCCCACCACUUCUCGCGCAUCAACGUGCAUCAGCUACCGCAGCUCGGGCGUGAAGCGUUUGAUGCGGAGUUGAUGCAUCAACAGAAAAGGCGCCUUUUUUAUUCAAGUGUGCACAAUGGCAUUGGUCGAAGUCCCAGUCAUUGAUGAAAAUAAUGAAGUUUUUACUCUUAUACUGGAUCAAGAAACUGCUGCAAAGGCAAAUCAAGAUCCACAGUUUUUGCAAGAUAUCUUUAUUAAAUGGAAAGAAAAUAAAUGUAAUACUGAGGGACUUAAUAAUGGAAAUAAAGAUGUAUUGUGUGUGCCUGAAAUUAACACCACUGAAGAACCUGAUGAAUCCAAUUCAAAAUCUUUUGUGUGGCCUGACGCUGCAGUACUUUUGCUUGUUGAAUUAUAUAGAGAAAGAGAGCAAGAAUUUAAUACCGGCAUGAAAAGACACAAUAUCAUUUGGGGAGAGAUUGCUGCCCAAAUAAAAGAAACUGACAAAAAGUAUAUAGUUACUGGUCUUCAAUGCUCAACAAAAUUUGCUGGCCUCAAACGGACAUAUAAAAAUAUAUAUGAGCAGAAUAAAAAAAGUGGUAACUCCCACAGUAGUUGGGCUUUUUAUUCAGUAAUGGAUUCAUUACUUGGUGAAAAGGCAUAUAUACAACCUCCAGCUGAAGCGUCCAGCGAAGGUCCAUCACAACCGAUACUAUCUACAUCAGGAUCUUUAUCUCCAGCGAGUUUCUCAGAGGAUUUACGAAGUGCGCCUAAAAAAAGACGAGUUGAGAAUAUUCUAGAAAAUUAUAUUGAUAAUAUAAAGCAAGAAAGGGAGACUACAAAAAAAGAGCGAGAUGAAGAAAGAAAGAAAAAAGAAGAAAUUAGAGAAGCAAAAUAUGAAGAAAAGAAGAGAGAGCGUGAAAAAAUGCAUCAAGAUAACAUGGAGGUACAGAAAUCACUACUUGCCGUCCUGCAGAAUUUUGCAAAUAAAAAAAAUACGCAAACCAACCUGGGCGAGGCUGGAUUAAGAUGCGCGAAAAAUGUGCCUGAUAGAGUCAUAUUUAAAUGCACAGGGUAUUACUUAUUAAUUCUCGCCCACUAAAUAGAUAGCGUUAUUUCUUAUCAAAAAUAAGUUGAAAAGUCCUGAAUAAUUUUAAAUAAAAUAAUAAUUUGAAUAAUUUUUAAUAAUUUUAUAAACCCGGCGCUGUUUGAUCGUACUUUACUCAAUAAUUACUAGUUCAUUAAGUGUAAAAAUUCUUUAGGACUUUUCAACUUAUUUUUGGUAAGGAAUAACGCUAUGUACUUAGUGGACGAGAAUUGUACGCUUUUGAGAAGACUGAAAUAAAAAGUUAUUAAAUUCGUUA